This is a messenger RNA of Camponotus floridanus (Florida carpenter ant), 2287 nucleotides long. Its product is annotated as glucose dehydrogenase [FAD, quinone]. Lineage: Eukaryota; Metazoa; Arthropoda; Insecta; Hymenoptera; Formicidae. The coding region runs from base 103 to 1983 and encodes 626 amino acids. The transcript has 6 exons. Gene Ontology annotation, molecular function: flavin adenine dinucleotide binding; oxidoreductase activity, acting on CH-OH group of donors. The record is from RefSeq and is a predicted model, not a curated record.
AGACACUCGAGGAGUAAAAUAGUGAUGUGAUACGCUUCGUACAUUGUUGAAUUUUAAAGACGAUUGCAAGUUUUUGGGAUUGACCUAUAAUUGAAAUUCAGCAUGAUGCUUGGUUUGACUGCGACAAUACAUAUGGUCGCCAAAUCUCUAUCUACAGAAAUAUUUCUUGUAAUACUGGGAUUACUCAUUAUUAUCAAUCGCCCGGAUAUAGUAGACGAGAAGAAUCGUGUGCAAUCGAUACCGACGCAACAACUGUUAGCUGAAUACGAUUAUGUAAUAAUUGGUGGAGGAUCUGCCGGUGCUGUGCUAGCUAACCGAUUGUCGGAGGAUAAGGAUCGCACCGUACUCCUACUCGAAGCCGGAGAUAACGAGGAAAUUCUGUCCGAUGUGCCAAAUAAUAUGGGAAUUUUGUAUCACUCAUCUUCUGAUUGGGACUUUAAAACAGAACCGUCAUCUAAUUAUUGCUUGUCCAUGAAUAAUCAUCAGUGCUAUUGGCCACGUGGGAAGAUACUAGGUGGUAGCAGCGUUAUAAAUGGAAUGCUUUAUAUACGUGGUAACAAAAGGGACUAUGAUUCUUGGGCAGCUCUUGGUAAUGUGGGAUGGGAUUAUAAGAGUGUCUUGCCGUAUUUUAAAAAAUCCGAAGAUGCUAGAGCCGAGGAACUCGCCGAAUCACCUUAUCAUCAGAAGGGGGGAUAUUUGACGAUAGAGCGUUUCCGAUAUAAAUCGCCAAUCGAUGAUUACAUUAUUCAUUCCGGCGAAGAGCUGGGAUACAAAGUGCAUGAUGUAAACGGCGAAAAUCAGACUGGUUUCACAUAUGCUUAUGGUACUUUAAGAGAUGGAUUACGGUGCAGCACUGCCAAAGCUUUCCUGCGACCUGCUUCGAAGAGAAAGAAUCUGCACGUCAGCUUACAAUCUUUUGUAGAAAACAUAUUGGUGAAAAAAGAUGGCACGUCGAAGAUAGUUUACGGAGUACAAUUUCUUAAGGGUAGGAGAAGAGUAAUUAAAGCGAAACGGGAAGUAAUUCUUUCUGCUGGUGCGAUACAAUCGCCAAAACUACUGAUGCUUUCGGGAAUUGGACCAAAAGAUCAUCUUGAAGAGAUGAAUAUACCUGUGGUACAUCAUGCAUCUGGUGUAGGACAGAAUCUUCAAGAUCACGUGGGCAUGGCAGGAAUAACUUACAUUGUCGAUCCUCCCCGCAAAAUGACUCGCUCGGAAUGGAACAGAUUCACCAGAAAUCUAUCUAGGAUAGGUAAUUUGGAAAGCAUUCAAGAAUUGAUACAGAAUAGUUCUGGCCCACUCUAUUCGCAUGUGUUAAGCGCAGGAAUGGCGUUUAUCAAAACCAAAUAUGCAGACAAAAUGAUCGAUUAUCCAGACGUACAAUUGCAUUUUUCGGGCGCUUCCGACUACGGACCUCUCGUAGCAAAUAUGAACAUGGUUAACUCAAAGACUGUCACUACUUUGUACAAAAAUAUCACACAAAAUGUUCAAGCUUUCGGAAUUUUUCCAUGUAUUCUGAGACCACGCAGCAGAGGUUUUAUUAAGUUAAAAUCGAGCGAUCCGAAAGAAGCUCCUAUCAUAGUUCCUAAUUACUUCAAGGAUUCCCAUGAUCUUCAAGUUUUAGUGGAGAGCAUGAGAUUUUUGCAGAAAAUGGUUCGUACUGAUCUCAUGCGAAAAUUAAAUGCACGGCUUAAUUCCAACACGAUACCAGAAUGUUCGCAUUUUGACAUUUCAUCGGACGAAUAUUGGGCUUGCUACGCGCGUCAUUUCACAUCGACGAUUUUUCAUCCAGUUUCCACCUGUAAGAUGGGUCCCAUCAAUGACAGUCAUGCUGUCGUCGACGAUAGAUUAAGAGUCCACGGAGUUGCGAAUUUGCGUGUAAUUGAUGCGUCGAUCAUGCCGCUCAUAAUUUCGGGAAAUACAAACGCGCCGACAAUCAUGAUAGCAGAAAAAGGUGCUGAUAUGAUAAAGGAAGAUUGGUUAUGAAUAUUUAGUUAAUGUUAAAAAUCAAAUUAUAUCAUAUAUGUCAUGUAUAUAUCUUUGUUCUUGUUGUUUUCGAAUACGAUUUUUAACUAAAUGAUUGCAACCAAACGUGAUUAAUUAUGAAUAUUUAGUUAACGCAGAAAAAAUAACCUUUUUUUUAAAUAAUAAGUGUACUUAUAUACAUAUUUAUAAAAGGUAAAAAAGGCAUUAAAGAACGUGCGUCAUAUAUUACAUCUUUACAAAAAGGAAUGAUAAUCUCUAAAAACUUAUCUUUUUAAAAAAGAUAGAAAAAAGGGCCCAAGUACAC